This is a messenger RNA of Diaporthe citri, 1512 nucleotides long. RefSeq lists its product as uncharacterized. Bases 1 to 1512 code for a protein of 503 amino acids. NCBI's taxonomy places the organism in Eukaryota, Fungi, Ascomycota, Sordariomycetes, Diaporthales, Diaporthaceae. The transcript is spliced from 2 exons. The record is from RefSeq and is a predicted model, not a curated record.
AUGAAGCUGACACCAAUAAGAGUCCGUGGCAAACGAGGGCAACCAAAGCCUGAGAAGAAGCGAAAAGACAAGGGACUUGAUGAUGCCGAUCUGGAAGGACCACCGGUAUCAAAUUCGAAGCGGGCCCGAGAACACCAUGGGAAAGAUGGUGACGCCAGGAUGAAAAACGGCCUCUCACGCCUAUCUCAACUUCCUCAAGAGGUACUCGAGCGUGUCUUUAUAGCUUCGCAGAAUCUGUCACUACCCCUGGUCAGCCGCGACUUGCACCACCGUCUGUCGAGCGACUCCAUCAAGUAUCAAAUGGUCGGUGCGGCGUUUGGGUCAACUUGGGAUGCAUAUUAUGGAUUUGACAAGUUCGAGGUCUCAUGCUACGACGGGUGGCAGUGGGACGUGAAGAGGUUCCAAGGCGAUCCCGACUUUCAGUCUGCCAUACUCGCCUGUUCCUGGGCCAAAACUCCAGUUCUUCUGUUGUCCUUUGAUGUCUGGGUCCGGCAGCACGCCGCUGGGCGAGCCUAUUUCACCAUUCCUCAACUGAAAAAGGAGCGCUUGGCGGAUGUGCCUCGGCCAGGAAGUCUGUACGACAGAGCCUAUAUUACCGCCGCCAACGGCGAUGAGAGCGCUUCCACCAUGACGAUGCGCGAGAAGCUUGGCUUCGACUUCGACUGCUUCCUGAGAUACAUCAUGCCCCCCAGCACAGACUCAAAUGCCCUUUCCGGCCGACAACCCCUCAGGAUCCUUGGCGAUCGUCUGCGCGCCUUGCUCGGGACACACCUCGAAGUGCACCCCGGCACGAAGAUCCCAACGUCCCUCCUCUCAGGGCCGUUCGAAUCCGACAAAGGGUCCAUUGACAUGGGAGUAGAGAAGAUGCAGCGCCUGUUCUGGCUCGUGCGCGGCGGCGCCUGCAUCCAGGAGGACCAGACGUGGGAGGCCACGCGGACAGGCUUUCAGCAGAUCCUACAGCUCAUCGCCAACGCCGGGGCGCGGGACCCCACGGACGACCACGACGAGCCCCCCAGCGGGCAAGGCGAGACGGCAUCAUCACCACCGCCAGCACCACCGCCAACAGCAACACCCCUGGAGAGGCUCAAGCUCGCGGCGGGCCUCCUCGCCCUGUUCGACUUCCUUGGCAUCUUCGACGCCCAGUGGCCGCGUUACAUCGUCCAGACGUCCCUGCUCCAGGUGUCCCGGAUGAUUCCUGACUCGUCGCCGCGGUCGGCGCAGGAGUCGCUGCUGGGCGCACUCGCCUCGAAGCUGCGCGGUGUGCUAGGGCGUCACGGCGAGCGCGUCGUCGACGCGCGGCAUGUGGGAAUGGCAUGGGCGGUGCGGCUCGAGAGCCCCCGAGCGUACGUGCGGGGGGCCGGCUUUACGGACAUCUGCCGGCAGCGCGCCAAGAUGUUCUUGUAUCCUCCCGAGGGCACCGCCGAGGGGGACAACCUGCCGUCGUCGCCGGUGGUGGGAGCUGCUACUGGUGGGCUCGGGCACGAGCCGUGGUCGGACUUCGGGUUGGAUUGA